This is a messenger RNA of Linum trigynum, 3553 nucleotides long. The record is from the annotation of a GenBank genome assembly. NCBI's taxonomy places the organism in Eukaryota, Viridiplantae, Streptophyta, Magnoliopsida, Malpighiales, Linaceae.
UAUGUACGAACUCGCUAUUAGAUCACAGUCAUUUUUCACAUUUGACGUAGAAAGUUUUGUUGUCUACUUGACUACUUCUAUCAACUCAUACUUGUUGUGCGACACGCAACAUCAACGGCAGGAAAGAUAACACACAUGUGCUAGUACAAGUAUGAUCUUAACACCAUGAUUGCUUAUAGUUGGUCACUCCAUCAACCAUGAAUAUCAUUAUUUUAUACACGCGCUUGUGUGAAGUUUAGCAGCCAACCGUACGGUCGAUGCCAACUCGAUACUUAGUUGACCACCCUUGGGUAGUCAGAUAUCAAAUCAAAAAUUUUACACAUCAAACUCACACUUUCUAGUUUUUAGGGCAUCUGGGGGUGCAUCAUUGUGUUGUGUAAUACGUUGGUGUGCGCUCACCCUUAUAAAAAGGAAUCACAUGUGUACGUUGUGUUCUUUGUAAGUUCCCCUCUAAAAUCAGUAUAUACAUCACUGACUAUAUCGUUCGUUUAUUUGAAGUUAUAGUUCAUAGUGUUGCUACCUUAAUAGAUUCUUCAUACGGUCUGGUCUCUAAAAGCUAUGAUUCUGAAUGUCAUGAUAAAUCAUUUAAGACAAGUUUGUCAUGAAUCUCUUACUAAGUUCAAAGCCCAUGUUGCAAUGUACAAGGUUUACAAACCACAUGCUCUAUCAAUUCGGACAUUCAAGAACAAGAACGCUCUUUAAACAGACAACAACAACAAAAAAACCACUCGAUGGACUCACCCAAUCGCUGGCACAUGCAAGCCAAAAUUACCUUUUAAUCCCCUAAAUCAUUCUAAUUAACUUGAGAUAUCGAUUUAGUUCAUUUCCCUCCUGAAUUUACCUACAACUUGAUAGUAAAUGGAUCUAAUUAACUUAUACACUACUUACCAAAUAGAUAAAAAUUUGGCAAAUCCCCAACAUCAUUACCUUUUAUCCGUAAUCAUGCAACAUUGCUCUAUGGUUUAUUGCUCUGUAAUCAGGACCUAAGUGGUUCAGGCUUUAUGGUGAACAACAUGCAGACAUUGUCGGCUUGAUCCAGGCUAACCCUAAAGUCUGCUCACCGAGUACAUAUGUGGCAGGUUGAUAUGGUACAGAUUUGGCAUCAUAUAUUUGUCUGGUUUGAUAUUUGAUCUGGUGAUGGCGUAACCAGUAAAAAAAAGAUCAAAAGGUGAAAGAGCAGAGAGUAAAUAAGUCAGUCAAUAAAAAAGUCUGUAUUGCCCCUGCACAAACGGACGAUCCGAAGAACAGCACAAACAACCCAUCUCUCUCUGCAUCGCUCUCUCAACUACUCCCGAGUAACGAGCUCUCCUUCCUCGCUUUCCUUCUCUGUGCAAAGAACCAAAUCGACUUUUGUGAUUAUUAAUUCAAAAUACAAUGGGAAGAAUGCUCGUUUUGGUAAAGCAGAGUUAAAAAAAUUUUACAAAAGAAAAAAAAAAAGUUGCUAUCCGUUUUUACCAUUUCCAUCUCUCUUUGUGUCAGCAGCGAUCAGGAAAUUGUUUGCAGCUGGAUUUUGUUUUUUCCGGCUCUGUCCUUCCCUAGCCUUCUGCUCUCUUCAUAAAGAGACGAUCUCUCUUUCUCAAGUGGGUUUUUCCUGUGUCUUCCCUCAGCCUGCUGUCGUGUCUUCUCUCUGGGAAUCGUUUAGAUAAGGCAAAGGUAAGAGUGAGCUCUUCAAUCUUCAACAACUCUGUGAAUUGCUUUUGAUUUACUGCCGUUUCUCCUUUCUGGGUUCUUGAGGUUCUUCCAUUUCUGUGGUAAAAAUCGUUGCUUUUGGGUUGAUCAAUCGCCAGGAGCGAGUUACUAAUGAAAGGGGUUUUCUUUUGACAACCAGGAAAAAAAGUUGGGUGCUUGGUGAUCAUGGCGAUUGUUGCUGAGAAUGCUGGGGCCAAAAACGGGGUCACCACCCAGAAUUUCGACACCACUGUAGUGGCAUCGGACCCGAAGGAGACUAAUUAUCUCGAGAAAACCAAACCCGUGGACGAAUCUGUGGUGAUGAACGGUAGAGACGCGAAUUCUCACACCGAGAAUGGUGAUCGCGGGGUUGGUGACGGCAAGUACGACCAGCCACAGCGCGUGAAUGGGAUGACAGCUGCUGCUGGUUCAAGGAUGGGCGAGAACGGCGGGACCCAGAUGCCGAAUGGGUUCGAUAGCAGUCAGCAGCAGCAGCAGCAGCAGCCGAUGAUGGCUGUGGCGCAGUCUGAUGGUGGGUUUGGAGGUGGUGGUGCCAAUCAGAUGAGUUUUGCUAAAGCUAAUGGUGCUAAUGAUAUGAAUGAGCUGGUGGAGAUGUUGUCCAACUUGAAUCCCAUGGCUCAAGAGUUUGUGCCUCCUUCUCUGGCUAACAACAAUGGCUUUUGGGGGAACGGCUUUGGGUAUGCUAACAAUUUUGGAAUGGUUAAUCCUGUUGGGAAUGGCAAUGUAAAUACUAAAAGGAGGAACAAUUUUAAUCAGGGACGGAGAAGAAACAACAGUAGGAGAAGUAUGGCUCAGCGUGAGGAGGUAAUCAGGAGGACAGUAUAUGUGUCUGAUAUUGACCAGCAGGUUACUGAAGAGCAGCUCGCGGGUCUAUUUGUGCACUGUGGACAAGUUGUUGAUUGUCGUAUAUGCGGUGAUCCUAAUUCUGUUCUUCGAUUCGCUUUCAUCGAAUUUACUGAUGAAGAAGGUGCAAGGAUUGCUCUAAAUUUGUCGGGGACUGUGCUUGGAUAUUACCCACUAAGAGUGCUGCCUUCCAAAACUGCGAUUGCACCUGUUAACCCGACAUUUUUGCCAAGGUCUGAAGAUGAGCGGGAGAUGUGUGCUAGGACAAUAUACUGUACGAAUAUAGAUAAGAAGAUAUCUCAAGCAGAUGUUAGACUGUUCUUUGAAACUUUCUGUGGAGAGGUUCAGUGCUUGAGGAUCCUCGGAGACUAUCAUCAUUCAACUCGUAUUGCUUUUGUCGAGUUUGCAAUGGCUGACAGUGCAAUUAUUGCUCUGAACUGCAGUGGCGUUGUUCUGGGAUCUCUGCCCAUAAGGGUAAGCCCAUCAAAGACCCCAGUGCGCCCUCGUACUCCUCGACCAUCGAUGCACUGAUGCUGAGAGAGAAUGAAUCAUCCCUCUGUGUGAUGCAAUGCCCUCUGGAAACUGAUCAAGUUGCUCAUAGAAGUAUUUAUAGACAUCCUUAUAUAUAUAUAUAUAUAGAAAGCUGAAAACAGAACUUGGGUUUAUUUUGCUCCUCCUUUUGUUGCUGCGGGUUGCAUGCAUCUCAUCUCAAGCUGGUAACUUUCUCAGAAAACCCACAAGGGUGUUUGGCGGGAGAACAAUUGUUUAUUAUGGGAUGUUGAGAUGUUGAGGUCAUGUCAUAGGUAUUAGAGAGCUCUGGAUGUGAUUUUGAGGAUGUGAAUAGCCUUCGUUUUCCUUUUCCAACAUUUGGGGGAAGUGCUGAAAGUCUUUUGAUUAUAGCUGCUUGUCAAUUCAUGCACAGUGGUUUGGCGGUUUAUUAAGCUGCAAAUUAGGCGCUGCUAAUUGUGGUCUCUGGAACAGUUGACAGUCACUUAGGUGGUAAUGAAAGUGACAGAAUAUU